Molecule: messenger RNA, 965 nt
Organism: Zerene cesonia (dogface butterfly)
Lineage: Eukaryota; Metazoa; Arthropoda; Insecta; Lepidoptera; Pieridae
Gene: Naa40
Product: N-alpha-acetyltransferase 40
Exons: 5
Coding region: 175-870 (231 amino acids)
Cellular component (GO): nucleus
Molecular function (GO): histone H2A acetyltransferase activity; protein N-terminal-serine acetyltransferase activity; histone H4 acetyltransferase activity
Source: RefSeq, a predicted model, not a curated record
CGUCAACUGUCAAAGAAUAUAAUCAAUAAAGCGUUUAUGUUUAGACUAAUGUCUCCCGCCUUUUGAAAUAAAAAUCGAAACUUAUAAAUAACAGUACAAAGGCUUUUGGUCCUAAUUUGUGUUAAAAAGAACUUCAAUUAUAUAAUUUUCUUUCUAAAUCAUAAAAGUCUGAAAAUGGGCAAAAAAACAGUCUCAUCUAUGAAUAAAAAUAAGGAAAAGCGUCAGGCACGUAAACUGGAACAACGUCGCAUAGCUGAUGGCAUGGCCCAUGUUACAAAGGCUAACAAGCUAGAAGAUUUGGCUUCCUUGUGCAAAGAACUCUUAGUAUAUAAGAGUAAUGAUCUUGAUGUGGAUAUGUACAUACAAAGAGUAACAGAGCUUGAUAAAAAUGUAUUGCAAUGGGCUAUCGACCUUACCGAAAGGAAUAUGAAAAGUUUAUAUGAGACCUGUGCCUGGGGUUGGAAUCGGGACCGAAAAAUUGAAGAGAUGACUGAUGAUUCAGCGUGGUACUUGAUCGCCAAAGACAAUAAAGAUAAACUCUUGGCAUUUUCUCAUUUUAGAUUUGACAUGGAUUUUGGUGACCCAGUAUUGUAUUGUUAUGAAGUACAAGUGGAGUCGGACGGUCGGCGGCGUGGGCUGGGGCAGCGAGUGCUGCGCGUGCUUGAGCGGGUGGCGCAUGCGACGCGGAUGCGCUGCGUGCGGCUCACGGCGCUCACGCACAACCCCUCUGCAUCCGCGUUUUUUAGAGCUUGCGGGUAUAGCUUAGAUGACACCAGUCCGCCCAAAGAAGAAGCCAAUCAUUACGAGAUUCUCAGCAAAUCCACGUGUAUGGAGGACGACGGCGACACUCAACCGCACAACACAACAUAACUAGCCGGAUCGUAGCAAUAUUUUAAAUUUAGACAAUAAGCUCAAAACAUUAAUUUGUACAAUUUUUAAAUUAAAUCUGUUUAUGUAAUAAGUUA